This is a messenger RNA of Aphanomyces invadans, 348 nucleotides long. RefSeq lists its product as hypothetical. The coding region runs from base 1 to 348 and encodes 115 amino acids. The transcript is spliced from 2 exons. Gene Ontology annotation, cellular component: membrane. The record is from RefSeq and is a predicted model, not a curated record. Lineage: Eukaryota; Oomycota; Saprolegniomycetes; Saprolegniales; Verrucalvaceae.
AUGUAUUGGGCCGUCGUGUACCCAUCCCGAGUCGACAAGGUGAUCCGGCUCAAAAGGGUGUUUCAGCACGGCAUCAACUGCAUCGUCCUCAUCGGCGAGUUCGUCCUCAACGGGUUCGUUGUGCGGAAAGCGUCCCUCGGGCUCAUUGUGAUCUUGCCCGUGCUCUACGCGACGUUUGCCUGGAUUAGCCACGAAACGUGGAACUACGGGCUGUGGCCGUACAAAUUUCUCGACAUUUCUAGCCACGCGUCUCCCGUGUGUUUGUCGAAUCUCAAGUCGCGCUCCCGCCCCGCUCUCGACCCUGUCGCGAACGACCCCGACCUUGUCGCAAACGAGAAUGCAGCGUAA